CCAAAUUUACUAGGAUCAUCGUGAAGUUUUUCAUUUUUAUUCAAAUUUGAGCCAUGUUACUAAAAUUAUUCGAUCAUUAAUACUGGUUUAUAAAAGAUGAAGAGUUAGUCUGUAUUAGUUCAGAGUAGCGGUUGAUUGUGCGUGAAUUAUUCUAUCAACUGGCAACCAUUAAUUUUUCUCCGAGUCACAGUGCAUAAGGGUUAGCACACAGAGUUAGUUUUGGUUAAAUUUGUUCGUUCCCUUCUAACCUUAAAUAUCAUUCUAUACGACGAACAUUUAUUUUUGUCUAUGCUAGUAACUUUUAAAACUGUGGUUGUGAUUCAACUACGUUGAGCGGGAGCUUAAAAAUAUUUCGCGGUUAACUUUUAUUUUAGAAUGAAGCCGAAAAUGAGCAGCGGAUACUUAACGCCUCAAGCGAGCAAGACGAAAAGUUCAGCAAAAACUAGCGAAGAGUUCACGAUCGACGAUAAUAUGUUUCAAGCACUGAUGAAAUGCCCCAUAAAAAAAAAGAUGAUAAUCGACCUUCUGACCGCAAACAAAGAGGCGAUAGAAGAGUGUCGACGCAGUGCCGCAGGCGCCCUCGAGACACGGAAAAGAUAUGAGAGUCCUACAGCUUUGCAGCGGCGCAGGGCGCUGCUGGAAAUGAACGGUGGCGAGACUAGUUCAAGACCAAUGGUGGUGAGGUCGAACGCGCCGGUACCCUUUGAAAAAGUGUUUGAAGGUGUGGUUGCUUUUGUGGAGAUCAACAGUAAGAAUCAGGAUCGGUCGGCUGGAGCAAAAGUCAUUUUAAGAUCUAUGGGGGCCGUCGUUGAAGACACAUUCACCAAACAUGUCACUCACGUUAUUUUUAAGGAUGGUUCUUAUACUACUUUCCAGAAGGCCAUAUCACGGGGAGUUCAUCUGGUGUCAGUGCUGUGGCUAGAGUUCAGCAGGAAGGUGUGCCAGAAACAACCGGAAAAGGAAUACCCCGCCAUUCGAGUGGGGCAUAUGGACAACAACAUUUCAGUGAUCUGUUCUCAAAUGCAAGAGGAAUACGAGGCGAUAAUUAGAGAGGAGUAUCGGAAAAGUAUGAGGAACAACACCCCGUUGCCUUCUACCCAAUCGUUCAUCGAACGAAGACGCGCGAUACUGUCUGGCUCUCGCGGAUCCUCGUCCACUCAGGACACUGAAGACGAGGAAGUGACUGAUAUUAACUUCCGCGAGAACGUCUUAAGACCAAGCUAUACCUCCGCCAUGGAAUUUACAUGUGUUGAAAAUGACGACAGGUUUCCUAAGUCGCACUCGAAAUCGCCUGUGGUUGGCCAAGAGAGGAGAAAAAUUUUGAAGUCCUCAGCGGAGCAGGCUAGCGAAUCUAGCAUUAUGACAUCUGACCGGUCUACCAAUAUUUCCGAGCCUUCACACAAAAUUAGCAAAAUCUCCGGUUCGAAUCGGACGUCCCCGGAAAAAAUCGCCUCCGAACCGGAUUCAUUCAGGAUUUUGCAUCCUGGAAAGCCGAACGAGACCGACUUCUCGUCCGAGCGAAAGAACUCCUCGAUGUCGGAACUGAAGCUCUCCAUCGCUAACUGCGUCGCGAGUCUUAAAACGCCUCACCAUUCGUCCGACUCGGACGGCUCGGAAAUACAGAUCAGCACGCGACGUCGCAGCCGAUUACGCAAGGCGACCUCACCCGAAGGGUGUAGGCGGACGAGGAGCACGACAAAGACCCCACCUCCUGGGUCCGAUCCAGAGGUGCCGAACAGGGCGCGCACGUCGAUUAGGCCUACCCGGAAGAAAGAGAAACCGGAAAAAGCGACACGAGCCCGGAAGAAGCUCGUGUAUUCUGCUAAGGCAGCGAAUUUUCCGGAGGAAACCGCACCGACAGCACCCGAAGGGAGUACACGGCCGAGGAGCACGAGGUCAAAGUCGCCGCGCACAUCGAUCAAACCCGCUCUGAAAAAAGCGGAGCCGAAAAAACCGCUUCCGGGCCGCAAAAAGCUUUACAAUCCGCGCACGGACGUGGUGGAGUUGCCGCCCGUCGACGACGACGUCGAGCGCAAAACGCGGCUCGAGGCGAAGAGAAGGAGGGCGUCGGUGGCGACGGCGGAUGUCGUCGUGCCCCUCGUCGAGGCGAGCCGUCGCGAAAAGUCGCCGGACCUGCUGGAGCUGCUGACGGACGUGGUGCAGGAGAAGAAGCCGCGACGAAGGAAGCGCCGCGGGGCGGAGCCGCAGGCGGUCGCGAUGAAUAGUUCGGCCGACGAGCAGCGCGAACUCUGGGCGGAGAUUGUCAGAGAGAGAAGAGAACUACGCAAAGCGGGCCAGGGAAACCCUAGUUUGGGCGCCACCGUAGCGACUUCCGGGGACCUGCGCAGAAGCACGAUGGAGUUUCAGACGACGCGGCGGCGGAAAUCGAAGGAGACGAAGCGGAAGCGGAAGCGGACGCCUAGCAUCGUGUGCACUAAACUGCACCGGCCAGAGGUGGAUGUGUUUACGCGGAUCGUGAGGAAACUGGGCGGGUUCGUGGUAGAGGACGAAGUCACCGCCAGGACGACCCACGUGGUCGCAGGCGAGCCCAAAAGGACGAUAAACAUGUUGCGGGCCGUCGUCAGGGGCUUGUGGGUCCUAAAGUUCGAGUGGGUGUUAAAAUCCCUCGAACACGGAAAAUGGCUUCCGGAAGAAGACUACGAGGUGACCGAUUUCGGUGCUGUGAUCCAGAAGUCUCGUUUACAACGGCAAGCCUUCGGUCCUUCUUAUACGAUGGACGUCUUCGUCGACCUCCCACCGAUUUACGUCAUACCCGGCAGCAAUCCCCGGUGUUCAGAUUUAAGAGAACUGAUAACCGCGUGCAAGGGCAUCGCAGUGACAGAACGUAGGACUGCCAAAAUCGUAGUGGGGGAAUAUAUUGACGAAGACGAAGCGAUAUGCGUAAACGAAAAGUGGAUCUUGGACAGUAUAUCAUUCAACAAGAAAAUGCCUUUCAAGGAGUACCUGUUGGGAAAGCGGAGAGGUAGAAGAAGCGUGACCGUUUGAAGGCAUUUAUAUAUUCGUUCUCUCAGUUUUAAAAUGUUUUUUAUUCUACAUUUCUAUUUUAUAUAUAUUGAUAUUUUUUGUAACUAAUUAACUAAAAGGAAAUUCAAUAAAGAUUUGGGCCAUUGUUUCUGUAAAUUAUUUUCCGCAGUUGCAAAAAAAAAAUUGAACGUGUUGAAACUUGUGAGAAAAUUAACACGUUCUCUGCAGGGAAAAAUUUGAUGAACCCCCCCUAAAACCGAAAAGCCUUUUAGUGACACAAGAUUCAGAAAGACUUUUUAAAAUUAUUUCUUUCUAUUUUCAGAUGUCAGCUUGACAGAUUUCAAUGACAUUUUGGCAUGACACAAGGGUUGCGUCAUCGGCAAAAGUUGUGUCCUUGAAAAGCCGUUGACGCAACAAAUACGUCACUGCCAAUCACACAGAAACUAUUUUUUUCUAAACUUCUGUUAGACAUACAUAUAUGCUGAUAUAAACUAAAAUGUAAAAAGUGGUAGAAUUAGAAAAACACUGGCUUAAAAACUAAUACAAAAGUUUCCUAAGAUUAUUGGCAUGAGUGAAAUUUUUUGAAGCACUCUCCUAGGCAAAGUGCCGGUUUUCUGGACAGAAAAACACGGUGCCUUUUCGCAGUUUGUGGGUGUAACACACUGCAUCUUUUUGUUAUUUGCUUUCCUUUCAAGAAAGAUAUUCAGUGGUUAUAUUUGAUGUAGCUGGGCUUGUUUGUUUAUUUGUUUUGUUUGCUGCUGCUUUGAAAACAGUUAUUUUAUAAGAGUACGCCGAAAACUGUAAUCGAGUUUUUCCUUGGAAGAAUAUUUAUUAAAUAAUAGAAAACUAUUUAAUGUUGCAGUGUACCAUCUUCUUGUACCAUCGUAUGUGUUUAAUAAUAAAUUCAUAAGGUCAGUGGUGUGAUACAUCUACUCUUAAUCCAGGAUUACCUGAGAAUGGAAUUUGUUUCAAGUUUAUCCCGUCAGUCCAGCCAAUAUUCGUCAAGUUAUUUGGCAAUGAACCAGGAAACGGCGGCCGUUGAGGAAUUUCCUGGUUCGACUCUGCACUUUUGUCACUUGAGGAAGCGUUAGCCAAUGUUAGUAGUUCAUCAUCCGUUAAAGGUCUCUUUCUAUCCCACUCAAUAGGUCUUUUUUGGCGGCCGAAGGGUAUGGGAUAUCACUGCCCAUGACACUACUUCUUUGGCGAAAUUCCCAAAACCGACAAUGCAAAAACACGUGCUCAAACGCGCCAAAACUCCCAAAAAAAAAAAAGCAACAGCUUCACUCGAAAGCCGGCAAAGUACUGACUAC
Molecule: messenger RNA, 4295 nt
Organism: Cylas formicarius (sweet potato weevil)
Lineage: Eukaryota; Metazoa; Arthropoda; Insecta; Coleoptera; Brentidae
Product: microcephalin
Exons: 7
Coding region: 376-3006 (876 amino acids)
Biological process (GO): mitotic cell cycle
Source: RefSeq, a predicted model, not a curated record